Penicillium paradoxum is the source of this 180-nucleotide messenger RNA. RefSeq lists its product as uncharacterized. The transcript has 2 exons. The record is from RefSeq and is a predicted model, not a curated record. The coding region runs from base 1 to 180 and encodes 59 amino acids. NCBI's taxonomy places the organism in Eukaryota, Fungi, Ascomycota, Eurotiomycetes, Eurotiales, Aspergillaceae.
AUGUACAUAGUCCCAGCACCAUUCCGCCAAGAGUAUGAUCCCACCAUUGCAAACACACCUCCCGAACAGCCGGCCACCCUUGGAACAGCUCCAGUCUCGCCCAAACUCCCCGACCAGCAAUCUGGCUACCAGCGUCCCGAUAGCCCGGUAGUGAAGUUUGUUUGGACGGAAUCGUGGUAG